This is a messenger RNA of Tarenaya hassleriana, 1970 nucleotides long. RefSeq lists its product as uncharacterized. NCBI's taxonomy places the organism in Eukaryota, Viridiplantae, Streptophyta, Magnoliopsida, Brassicales, Cleomaceae. The transcript is spliced from 4 exons. The record is from RefSeq and is a predicted model, not a curated record. The coding region runs from base 563 to 1660 and encodes 365 amino acids.
ACUUGAAAUUCAAAAUUAAAUAUAAAAAAUCAAGGAGUUUGAAAUAUUUUCACGUGUUAAGUCAAUGUGUAAAUGAGAAACAAGCAUGUGCAUGUAGCAUGCAUGCAGCGGAACGUGAGGAGAAGUGAAGGCUGGGAUUAUCAUAAUUUUUUUUUUGGUUAAAAUUGUUUAUUUGAUUUUGUUGUCUGAAACAGAAGAUCCAACCGACACUAUUCAGUUCUUCGUCCAGGUUGUUCUUUCACGACUAUUCAGUUCCGUAUCUUUUGGAAAAGAAUGAUUCUUGGUUGAUAUUUUAUCAGUUAAAAUACUCUAUAAAUGGCAAUUUCUUUCUGAUGUUUCUAUAAAUAUUUUCUGCAAUCUCUCUUGUUGGUUUCUUUCGUGGAUGUCAAAUCUUACGUUUAUGGAAUCUUCUGUCUCAGUAGGAAACAGAAUUUGCAGAUACGCUGAGGAGAAGACAGAAGCAGAAACCAUGUCUGAAACAAAUCUCCCCCCAUAAUAUUCUCUUGUGAAUUACUCUUAUAUAUAGCUUCUUCUUGGGUCCGAAAGAACAUUCUUGAAGAAGAUGAAUGGGGUUUGGGUUUGCCUCAAGAGGCCUCUCAACUGCUGCUGCAGUUCCCGAAACUCGGGAGAUGUUCAUGAGCCUGUCAAGAGCCAAAUCCAGAGGGCAAGUACUCCUCGUUCAGGGAGUUCAAGAUCUCUGUCUAAUCUGAGAAAUCUCAUGAUUCCAAGCUCCGAGUUUCUUAAUGCAUCCAGAUUUGACGAUUUUGUCAUCAACGAUUCGAAUAUAUGCAAAUGUGUUGAAUCAAGCCUGACGGUUCGAUGCAGUCAUGUCAUAAGCUCGAGCUCUGCAUUUUCUUCGGACAUAUACACUGCCUGUUCUUGUUCUAAUCAGAGGCAUGGUUUGGCGUCUCUCGAGUCUGAUAUCUGCGAGUUUGGAGCUAUGGCUUGCCGGAGAUGUCACCUGAAAGUCAAAGAUCUCGAAGCUUUCGAGGCUCAUUUCCUUUCAAAUCAUGCUGUCUCCAAACUUGUAGCAGGAGAUUUUUCCCGACAAGUAGUGGAGCUGAUAUGCAACAUAGGCUCUUCUAUCAUAUCUGACAAAACCCGAGCAAACAUCAUGGCGAUUCUGAAACUCCAUAACAUGCAAAAGACCAUUGCAGAGUUUGAGAACUACAGAGAAACCAUAAAGAUAAGAUCCAGCAGGCUUCCAAAGAAACAUCCACGCUGUCUGGCCGACGGAAACGAGUUUCUUGGAUUCCACGGCACAACUCUAGCUUGCUCUCUUGGUCUGAACCACAAAAAAAAUAAUAUUUUUUUUACUAUAAUAGAAAUUAAUCACAUAUUAGAUCUACAUGGGUUCUCCUCCAAGACAAGAACAGACGGAGUUAAUGGAGUUCUGGUGACUUCUAUGAGCGUUAGCGCUCUGGAAUGCAUUGAAAUGGAUCGAUCGGGAAGAAGCAGGAGGAUAGUGCGGGCUCUGGUUCUAUGUAGGGUCAUUGCAGGGAGAGUUCAUAAGCCUCUGAAAAGAUUUGAACAGUUUUCAGGUUAUUCUGCCUUCGAUUCAGUGGCUGCGAAGAUGGGACUGAAUUCCAGCAUCGAAGAACUCUAUCUGUUGAGUACCAAAGCCUUGUUACCUUGCUUUGUAAUAAUCUUCAAGUCAUGAGAUAAAUACACAGUUCAUGUAAAUUUUUUUCUUUUUUAACUGGUUUAGAAGGAAAUUACUGUUACUUAGAAGAAGAAGAAGAAGUGUUUCUUGCGUCACAAGCAAGAUGCAUACAAAGUAUUGCAUGUUAAAAAUUCUUAAAUUUCACAUAUGUAUUAUUAUACAUGGGUUUAUGAUAAAUUGAUGAAUUAAAAAAAAAUGUUUUCGCCGCAGAUUAAUCUAAGAAUUUUGUAUCAACAGGAUCUAAUAGAUAUAAAUUAAAAUACGGUUCUUUAUAAUUAAGGAUGAGGUAAAUAUGGGUGUGUUUUGC